UCGAAGCAAGACGUAAUCGUUCCACUAUGCAAUUAUUUUAAAGUGACUUAUAACUCGCAGAUUGGACACGAUUCGCGUGUGUCCGCGGCACUUUACUUGCUAAUAGUGAAAUCUACGUGCGUUCGUUGCGUCGAACGGAGACGGUCUUUUGGUGUGUUUGGCGUUUUCAUCAACCAUCAUCUAUGCCGUAUUUGCGUCGCACCCUUUGACGUAAUUUAUAACAUUAUUUAUGUACGUUUAAUCAAGGUAGGUUUAAUCUGAUAUAUUAUGAUUAAUAUUUCGUAACUUGAACGUUGGCGGUUGGCUUAAGUUGUGAAUGUCGUCGUAAUCGCUGUGUCCUCAUCACUGGUGUACCCAUGAUAUAAACAAGCAACCAACAUGAUAUGAAGGAACUUUUUGAUGGCCAGAUCUAAGCCCAAUACUAUUCAAAUAUUUGAUACACCGUACUCAUGUAUUUUUUUGAACAAUCGUUUUAUUCAAAUGUAUGUAUUAUUAUAACCAUUACAACAACCUACUGAAAAGCGACGCUGCCAGCACCGACGCCACCUCAAUCUAUCUAGCGACAACUAACGACUGUACCUAACUAUUAAUGUGAAUUAGUUGUUUGUACAGUUUUAGUUAUUUUACUGUAUUAUAAGGCACAAUUAUCUAAAAAACACAUCAGAAUGGCAAAUCCAAAAGCUUUUCUACAUGAAUGGUGUGCAAAGAAUAAUUUGGAACCACAGUUUGAAACCAAGCAAGCCGGUUCAGAGUUUAAUCUACGGUUUAUAUGUGAAGUUACUGUAACUGGACAUAAUUACAUAGGUGUAGGAAAUUCAACUAAAAAAAAAUUAGCUCAAGCAAAUGCAUCAAAAGACUAUCUCUUAUACUUGACAAGACAGGGAUUGGUAUCUACUGAUUCGUUACCAUCUAAUUGUAUUUCUGGUCCUGCUUCAAAUGAUUUAAUGGUUAAUGCAUCCCAAAGAUUAAUAAAUAAUGUGCCACCAAAAUCUGAGUAUGAAGAAAAAACUCCCAACAUGCUUGGUGAAGUUUAUCGACCAAAUGGGAAUACAAAUUUUCAGCUUAAAGAUUUUUUAAAUGACGAAAGUUUAGUUGAAAAGGCAGAAAGUUUAGAUGGGCAUGCUGCCUCAUCUGUACAUGGUGGUUGGACAAUUGAUAACGCUAAAUCACGUUUAAAUCAAUUUAUUCAAUCUAAUAAGUUAAAAAACACUGAUUACAAAUAUAGUUUCAUCGGGAAGAGUUAUGUUGCUGAAAUGACAAUAUAUAUAGCUAAACUUGGAAGAAAUGUAACUGCUCGUGAAAGUGGUUUAAAUAAACAAUCAGCAUCCAAAGGUUGUGCACUUUCUUUGAUUCGUCAACUAUACCAUUUAGAUGUUAUUGAACCAUUAUCAGAAUCUUUGAAAAAACCUAUUUUAAACACAGUUAAACCAUAUGAAGUUAAUGUCGAUCCUUUAUUAUUAAACAAAGUAUAUAAUAUACUGCAAGAGUUCAAUAUUGAACCUGUGAUUAAGAAUGAUACUAUUAUUGAACCAGAAACCACAGUUUCAUUAAUUUCUAAUCAAAUCGUGGAAUUUAAAGAAUCAAAACAAAUUAGAUUAUCAGGAGUUAUUCCAUGGUCACCACCUCAACCAAAUUGGAAUCCAUGGUUGGUCACAAAUAUUGAUGAAGGUCCUUUAGCUAUGUAAGCUACUUUAGAUCAAUUAAGUGAAGAAUUAGCUAAUGAUUAUACUAAGAAAUUAAAUUCCUCAGAAGGUUUUAAAGAAAGUAUUGCAAUGCGUAGCCAACUUCCAGUAUUUAAAAAAAAAAAUGAUAUAUUAGAUGUAAUAAGAAAAAACUCAAUAGUUAUUAUUCAAGGUAGUACUGGUUGUGGUAAAACUACUCAGGUUUGUCAAUUUAUACUUGAUGAGUACCUGAAAAAUUACCAAGGGGCUUACUGUAAUAUAAUUUGUACGCAACCAAGAAAAGUAUCAGCCAUCUCUAUCGCUCAUAGAGUGGCUUUUGAAAGAAAAGAAGAUAUAGGUUUAAGUGUUGGUUAUAGCGUUAGAUUUGAUAGCAUAUUUCCGAGACCUACUGGGGCAAUUUUGUUCUGUACAGUUGGUGUAUUAUUACGUAAAUUGGAAUAUGGUAUGCGUGGUAUAUCACAUGUAAUUGUUGAUGAAAUACACGAACGUGGUGUAAAUAGUGAUUUCCUCAUGGUUGUACUCAAAGAUAUGGUAUAUAACUAUCCUGACCUAAGAGUUAUUUUUAUGUCGGCCACCAUAAAUACUGCUAUGUUUUCUAAAUACUUUAAUUGUUGUCCAGUCAUUGAUGUAGAAGGGAGAUGCUAUCCUGUGAAAGAAUAUUUUCUCGAAGACAUUGUUCAAGUGUUAAACUAUCAGCCAACUCCAGAUAUCAAAAAACAUAAGAAUAAAGAUAACUAUGAAGAAUAUGUCAUUGAUGCACAAGAUCAUGAGGAAAAUUGUAAUUUACUUGUUUCUGAUGACUAUCCUCCUGAAGUUAAAUCUAGAGUGGCCUUGAUUAGUGAAAAAGAUGUUGAUUUUGAAAUUAUUGAAGCAUUAUUAACGCACAUUGAAGUAGAGAUGAACACACCUGGAGCAGUUCUAAUAUUUUUACCCGGUUGGAAUUUAAUUUUUGCACUCCAAAAAUAUUUAACUGAGAAUCAAUUUUUUGCAUCUUCAAAAUUUUGUAUACUACCACUCCAUUCACAACUUCCAUGUUCAGAUCAACAUAGAGUUUUUGAACCUGUACCGUCUGGAGUACGAAAGGUGAUUUUAUCUACAAAUAUAGCCGAAACUUCAAUAACUAUUGAUGAUGUAGUAUUUGUAAUUAAUUAUGGCAAAGCAAAGAUAAAAUUCUUUACUUCGCAUAAUAAUAUGACUCAUUACGCAACGGUUUGGGCGUCAAAGACAAACAUGCAGCAAAGAAAAGGCAGAGCAGGCCGUGUUAGAGAUGGUUUCUGUUUUCACUUAUGCACAAAGGCACGUUAUGAUAAAAUGGAUGAUCACAUAACACCAGAAAUGUUCCGUUCACCUUUACAUGAAAUAGCUUUAUCUAUUAAAUUGUUAAGACUUGGAGAUAUUGGACAAUUUCUGAGCAAGGCUAUUGAACCUCCACCUAUUGACGCUGUAAUUGAAGCCCUAGUGAUGCUCAAAGAGAUGAAAUGUCUUGGAAUAAAUGAAGAGUUAACACCACUUGGUCAUAUUUUAGCAAAAUUACCAAUUGAGCCUCAUAUUGGUCGCAUGAUGGUGUUGGGAAAUAUCUUAAUGUUAGGUGACGCUUCAGCUAUUAUAGCUGCUAUAUGUUCAAACAUGACAGAUAUAUUUGUAUUCGAUCAUAAAAUGACACCAUCACAGCGUGCUUUCUCUGGUAACCGCUGUUCUGAUCAUUUGGCUCUACUAAAUGCUUUUCAUGAAUGGCAAUCUUUGGCCUAUUGUGAUAUUAAUCCAACAGAAUACUGUGAACGUAAUAUGUUGUCGCAACCAUCAUUGACUACAAUAGCAGAUACUAUGGAACAAUUGAAAGACCUAUUUAUCAAAAUUGGAUUUCCUGAAAUAUGUUUUGAAAAGCAGAGAUUUGAUUUUGGAAAAACCGAAAUGCACGACGAACCAUUAUUAGAUGUAGUAUCUGCCAUUUUAACAAUGGGAUUUUAUCCUAAUGUGUGUUAUCAUAAAGAAAAACGGAAGGUAUACACAACAGAAGGAAAGGCUGCACUUAUUCAUAAGACAUCUGUUAAUUGUAAUAAUGUCAUGGCCGGUUCUUUCCAAUCACCAUUCUUUGUAUUUGCAGAGAAAGUACGUACUAGAGUUGUAUUUUGCAAGCAAAUGACCAUGGUAACUCCCAUUCAUCUUCUAUUGUUUGGUGCUCGCAAGAUUGAAUAUACUGAAGAAUUAGUCCAAUUAGAUAAUUGGAUAACUUUAAAAAUGGAUGUAACAGCUGCUUCUGCAAUUGUAGCUUUAAGACCAGCUAUUGAAAGUUUAAUUGUACAUGCAUCUGAAGAACCAGAAUCUAUUGCAAUGUUAAGUGAAACAGAUAUUAAACUUAUAAAUGUUCUAAAAGAACUAUGUAAUUUUAACUGUGGUAGAUACAAUCUUUCUCCAGUAUCGUUUGUUCAAGAACCAAAUUACAGAAGACAGUUCAACCAAACAUUUAAUGAGAGUGGUGAUGCUUCAGAUGAUAAAUUUCAACAUAUCAAUCAUUCAUACCCUAGUUAUAAUAGUUUUCAAAGAAGUGGUAGAGGAAGGUAUAAUCAAGGAAUAGGUUACCACAGAAGUUCUUUGUCACUUUGUGAUGAAUACAAUCAAAGAAGUUAUUAUGGUGGUGGUCGCUCUGUAAGAGGACAAGGUUUCAGAAGUUAUAGCGGCGAAAAAGGCUUUAAAAGAAGUUUCUGAACCUGGCGGCUGUACAACAAAUGUUUUUAUUUAUCUAUAUAAUUAUGAUAGCUUUUUUUAUUUUUUCAUUUUAACUAAUAAUGUAUUCAUUCUCAAUGUAGAUAAUAAUUGUCUAUCUAUUUAUACAACAAAAACAAAUUAAAAUUAUUUUAUCAUUAUAGUCAUUUUUAUUAUUAUACAUUUUAAUGUCCAUUAAAUCUAAUCAUAACUUUUACUGCCAUUUUACAAUGCUUUCUUUUGUUCUUGCAAGUAUCUGAAACAUUAA
Metopolophium dirhodum (rose-grain aphid) is the source of this 4653-nucleotide messenger RNA. Its product is annotated as dosage compensation regulator-like. Lineage: Eukaryota; Metazoa; Arthropoda; Insecta; Hemiptera; Aphididae. Gene Ontology annotation, biological process: positive regulation of transcription by RNA polymerase II; regulation of mRNA processing. Gene Ontology annotation, cellular component: intracellular anatomical structure; ribonucleoprotein complex; nucleolus. Gene Ontology annotation, molecular function: double-stranded RNA binding; ATP binding; 3'-5' DNA helicase activity. The record is from RefSeq and is a predicted model, not a curated record.